Messenger RNA from Aspergillus puulaauensis, 2148 nucleotides. It is a transcript of the gene NOP4, whose product is annotated as mRNA-binding ribosome biosynthesis protein NOP4. The coding region runs from base 1 to 2148 and encodes 715 amino acids. Gene Ontology annotation, molecular function: RNA binding. The transcript has a single exon. The record is from RefSeq and is a predicted model, not a curated record. NCBI's taxonomy places the organism in Eukaryota, Fungi, Ascomycota, Eurotiomycetes, Eurotiales, Aspergillaceae.
AUGUCUGAUAGCAGCGAGAUGGGCAGCUCGGAGAAGCCUGUUGUGGCGUCCGAAGUCACAAUGGAGACGUCUCCCAGCAAAACCAAGUCUCAAGAAGAUGCUGCCUCUCAGCCGCGAAGAGAACUGUUCAUCCGGUCGCUUCCCGCCUCAGCGACGACCGAGAGCCUCGCCGAGCACUUUUCGCAGUCCUACGUGAUCAAGCAUGCCGUUGUUGUUCUCGAUCCCAAGACAAAGCAGUCGAAGGGCUAUGGUUUCGUGACGUUUGCCGAUGUUGAGGAUGCGCAAGCUGCGUUAGAGGAAUUGAACGGGUCGACGUUUGAAGGGAAGAAGAUCAAGGUUGAAUAUGCGCAACCUCGUCAGCGUGUCGUUGAUGAGGCUGCUGGAAAAAGUGCACCGUCUGCUGCUGCGCUGGAGCGCAAGAAGGAGAGGGAACAGCAAAAGGCCGAUACCCAGCCACCGAAGCUAAUUGUACGGAACCUGCCCUGGAGUAUCAACACCCCGGACGAUCUCGCGCUGCAUUUUAGGAGCUUCGGAAAGGUUAAAUAUAUUACCCUUCCAAAGAAGGGGACCCAAUUGGCUGGGUUCGGUUUCGUCGUGCUGAGAGGGAAAAAGAAUGCCGAGAAGGCCCUGGAGGCUGUGAACGGCAAGGAAGUUGACGGGAGAACAUUGGCUGUGGAUUGGGCUGUGGAGAAGGAGGUAUGGGAAACCCAGCAGAAGGAAGACGAGCAACAAGAGCCAGAGGUCAAGGAAGAGUCGAGCGACGUGGACAUGGAUGAAGGAGGCGUUGGCUUGGUCGAUGAGGACCUCGACGAUGCCAUGAAUAGCGAAGAGGAUGACGAUGAUGAUAUCAAGAAUGAAGAUGAGGAGGACGAGGAAGAGGAAGAUAAAGAGGGGGGGAAAGAAGACGAAAGAAACGCCUCUACGAUAUUCAUCCGUAACCUACCAUUUACCUGUGACGAUGAAACACUCUACGACCACUUCACCGAAUUCGGAACCCUUAGGUACGCACGAAUCGUUGUAGACCCAGAAACCGAACGCCCUCGCGGUACCGGCUUCGUCUGCUUCUGGAAGCCCGAAAACGCGCAGACCUGUGUGCAGGGCGCACCGAAACAGCAAGACCCUCUGGCUGCGGAGAAGGAGAAAGGAAAGAAGGGAUCGAUCAUCAAGCAGUCUGUUCUUCAAAAUGAGAAUGCCGACCCCACGGGUAAAUACACUCUCGAUGGCCGUGUCCUACAGAUCAGUCGGGCCGUGAGCAAGUCGCGGGCUACACAGCUGCAGGAGGAGGGCGUUUCGAAACGGCUCGUCCGGGAUACUGACAAGCGACGACUGUACCUUCUCAACGAAGGAACGAUCUCACCGAGUUCGACUCUUUACCAGCAACUGUCGCCCUCAGAAAUCAAGAUGCGCGAAGACAGCUUCAAGCAACGGCAGAAUUUCAUCAGAAAAAACCCCUCCCUUCAUUUCAGUUUGACUCGUCUUGCUGUCCGCAACUUGCCCCGCCAUGUCACCGCCAAAGAUCUCAAGCAAUUGGCCAGAGAAGCCAUUGUUGGAUUCGCCAAAGACGCCAAGGAAGGUAUUCGCGAGCCCCUCUCUAGAGAAGAAAUGGACCGAGCAUCCGAGGAGAUGAGAGAGGCCGACCGGAUGCGAAAACAGAAGGGUGUUGGGAUUGUCCGCCAAGCAAAGAUUGUCUUCGAAGGCCGGGAUGGAAGCAAGGUUGACGAAGGCAGCGGCGCAGGGAGAAGCAGAGGAUACGGAUUCAUCGAAUACUAUACUCACCGGCACGCACUUAUGGGUCUCCGAUGGCUAAAUGGACACGCCAUCAGCCCGCCGAAGAACGUCUCCGAGGAAUUGAAGGAUAGAAAGAAGCGAAUGAUUGUUGAAUUUGCCAUUGAGAAUGCUCAGGUUGUCAAGCGCCGCAGCGAGCUACAAGAGAGGGGGCGCAACUUCAAGAAGGACAAGAAGGAUGAAGAUGCGCCUCAAAAGGGAGACUCGAAGAACAACCGUGAUGCUGGGUCUAAGGGUCAGAAGAGAAAGCGUCCUGAGAGCAACAAUGGCAAGAGCAAGGAGGAAGCAGAAGAGGAAAACAAGGUCGCGAAGCGGAAUCGCAUCAUCGCGAAGAAGAGGAUGCAACGGAAAUCUCGCAAAUGA